AUGAGUGAAGAAGCAGAAGUUAAUCAAAAUGAAAAGAUCAACUACGAAUGCACACUGGAAAUUCAAGAAGAGAAUAAGUGGACUAAUUCUGAUUUUUUCAGUAUUCAACAGGGUUUGGAUUUCAAAUUCAAUAUUUCCGCUCGAAAAAAUGAAAAAUACAGAUUAGACAUUAAAGUAACAAAAUUUUCUACUAAAUCAGCGAUUGCAAUCAUCGAAUUAAAAAUAGAUAAUAUGAUACCAAUCAGAAAAGACGUUACUAAUUGGACAGAUGAUGUUAUAUUUGAAGAUUUGGUCAUCCCAUCGAACUGUCAUGCGUGUCAAUAUCACUGGACUUUGGAUGAGUGUAAUAAGACAUCAAAGGGUUAUCAUGUAUAUAAAAUACCAAUAACUUGUUCAAUAGUUUGGCAUGCAUUUAACGAUGGCACAUUGUGCGCAAAGCUAUACAAAAAUAUGGAAGCUUAUUUCGAAAAUUCAGAAUUCAGCGAUGUGAAAAUCCGAGCAAAAAAUAAUGAAGAAUUUUCAGCUCAUAAAAUUAUUUUAUCUUCCAACAGUUCAGUAUUCCAACAAAUGUUAACAACAGAUAUGAAAGAAAAGAAAGAAAACUGUAUUAAUCUUCCUGAACUCGAUGCUGAUAUUAUUAAGGAGUUACUUUUCUUUUUAUAUCACGGAAAAUUAGACAAGGCUGGCGACAACAGUGCUACUUUAUUGGAGUUGGUAAAAGUUGCUGAUAUGUACUGCAUAUCUGAAUUAAAACGUAUCUGUGACUUAUCACUGAGUAACAAUUUAUCACUUGAUAAUGUUAUGUCAUUAUUUGAAGUAUCCAAAGCUUAUAAAUUAGUUAUUUUGAAAGAACGAGCUUUGAUUUACAUCGCCAAUAAUGUGAAUUCAUUACGUUCACAGGAAAUGCUUGUAUCUUCAAAAAAAUCGUUACCCUGA
Molecule: messenger RNA, 936 nt
Organism: Cotesia congregata
Lineage: Eukaryota; Metazoa; Arthropoda; Insecta; Hymenoptera; Braconidae
Source: the annotation of a GenBank genome assembly